CGUAUCGCCCUGCUUCCGUUACGUCAGAUCGAACAUGGCGGCGCCCCAUGCCGCGGCCGGCGUUGAUGGAGGCUGCAGUGAAACAGAGCUUAUUCCGUCAGAUUCAGACCCCAAGGAUGUCAAGAGACCCCAGUUUGGGACUCGUUUCCUCACGGACCCGCGUCAGGUCUUUCAGCACAACGCAUGGGAUAAUGUAGAGUGGACUGAGGAGCAAGAAGCAUCUGCCAAGAAGAAAGUUUCAGAAAACAGUCAGCCCCUACCUUCAGAGAAACAAGAGGAAUACGACAACCGGGCGAAUGAGUACUGGAACGAUUUUUACACAAUCCAUGAGAAUCGUUUCUUCAAAGACCGUCACUGGCUCUUCACAGAGUUCCCAGAGUUGGCCCCACAGUGUAGCCUUAACCAUGAGUCCAAUCCAGAGGCCGCUUGUACGGGAGAUGGACAGCAGGAUGCUCUCGCUGUCGAACCAACAAGGGGAUUGGCAGCUUUGUCCCUCGCUGAUGGGGACCUCCCCGGCUCCUCUGCCACAUAUCGCAUUCUGGAGGUUGGAUGUGGAGUAGGAAACACAGUCUUUCCAAUUCUGAAAACCAACAAUGACGCGGGACUAUUUGUUUACUGCUGUGAUUUUUCCAGCACUGCAGUGGAGUUAGUCAAGACUAAUCCAGAGUACGAUCCUGGGCGCUGCCUCGCCUUUGUUCAUGACUUGAGUGAUGUGGAAGCUAAUUACCCAGUACCCGAUGGAGCCCUUGAUGUUAUUGUGCUAAUCUUUGUGUUGUCAGCUUUGCAUCCCAGCAAGAUGCAGGCAUCAAUCACUAGAUUAGUGAGGUUGCUGAAGCCUGGGGGAGUGAUGCUGCUCCGGGACUACGGACGCUAUGAUAUGGCACAGCUUCGCUUCAAGAAAGGAAGGUGUCUUCAGAAAACUUUUAUGUCCGGGGUGAUGGUACAAGAGUAUAUUUCUUUACUCAAGAUGAGCUCCAUGAAAUGUUCACAGAGGCAGGGCUUGAGAAAGUGCAGAACUUGGUUGACAGACGGCUACAAGUGAAUCGAGGUAAACAGCUUACCAUGUAUAGGGUGUGGAUCCAGUGCAAGUACCGCAAGACUCAGCCACCUGAGACGCAGGGCAGUGAAAGAGAAGAAACCCUGCCUGCUUCGAACUUCAAUCACAACUGAAACUUUGAGCUCAAAUCAAGACGCUGCUGGCCUUUCUUUUUUUUUACUGAGGAUGUAUGGAAAUGAAAUGCUUUAUCAUAAUUGAGAUAAAGGGAAUGCCACAAGGUAGCUAUGUGCCAUAAAGGCCCUUAACUUCAUCAGCUGUGGUUAUCUUCAUGGACUUGUGUUAAUGCUUCUGUCUCUGACGGUGCUUCAAUUCUGAAAGAAAUACUACAUCUAUUUUUUUGCUGAUGAGUUCAGUGAUCAGCGAGAGGGCUGGUUACCCCGAACAAUGUUUAUACAAUGCCAAAUGCUGUUUUUCCACGAGCUGAUGUUUUAAAAUCUACUGCAUGAUUUUAAAGAUAAAACUUUGCAACCGUU
This is a messenger RNA of Labrus bergylta (ballan wrasse), 1530 nucleotides long. It is a transcript of the gene mettl2a, whose product is annotated as methyltransferase 2A, methylcytidine. The record is from RefSeq and is a predicted model, not a curated record. Gene Ontology annotation, molecular function: tRNA (cytidine-N3)-methyltransferase activity. NCBI's taxonomy places the organism in Eukaryota, Metazoa, Chordata, Actinopteri, Labriformes, Labridae.